GAAUCAUACUCGGAGGAUUCUGAAUCUGAUGAACCGAACAGUGUCGGUGCAUCAAAUAAAAAAAGAAAAAAGCAAAAAAAUGCCACUUUACAAACAGCAUCGAUAGCGCGAAGUUAUAUACCGGAAAGCAGCUCGCGAAUUAAAGUUUCGGAUGGGGUCAAACGAUUCAAAUUCAAACGAGCCAAUCCAGAAUCAAAUGCACCAACGCCACGCGAUCUGGUCCAGUACCAAGAGGUGGUUGAUCAGGCAAAUUUAGUAUUCAGCGCACUGCAAAGAAAGGAACCGCUUUGCAAAAGGCUCUUGGAAUUUGAACAUCAUCCGAACAAUCUGAAUUGUGUACCGUCCUGUGAUUUCGAUGAAAAUUUGAGUGCACUGUUGGAAAAGCGCUCUAUUCCUGUUGUGCUGCCUUUUUGUGGCGACGACGAACAGCAGCCGAGUGCAUCAGCAGAGUGCUGUACGAAUGUUGAUGAUGCGCAGAAACUUCACUUGGGCAAUCCGAAACAACGUUUGCCUGUGUUUCAGCCUAAAAUGCUGCAUUAUAAAACCAAAAAACUGACCUUACUGUUAGAAGAGCAGGAAAUCAAUGAAGUCGGUUGUGUUGCUUACUGUGGCGGGCCGAUUUCAACGAUCGAAAGCUGUCCACGGAAACUGGAAGAUGGACGCGAAUGUGUGGCCGUGUCAGUUUUUCAUGACGAGGAGUAUUUGGUUCCGAAGAACCAAAACAGUCAGCAUGAUUACAUACAGUUUUGGUUGUAUGAAAAUGAACAUAAGAGGUAAUG
Molecule: messenger RNA, 779 nt
Organism: Gongylonema pulchrum
Lineage: Eukaryota; Metazoa; Nematoda; Chromadorea; Rhabditida; Gongylonematidae
Source: the annotation of a GenBank genome assembly